AUGAUGGCCAAGAGCGAUUUCAAGGUGGUGAUUGCCGGUGGCAGCAUCACAGGCCUCACUCUGGCCAACAUGCUGCAACUCUACAAUAUCGACUUUGUUGUUCUUGAAUCGUAUCCGGAUAUAGCACCUCAAGUGGGGGCAAGUAUCGGGAUACUGCCACACGGCAACAGAAUAUUGGACCAGCUUGGUCUGUAUCAGAAGAUUCUGGCCUUAUACCCUCCCUUAGACUCGUUCCACUUCCGUGAUCAGACAGGCAACAUCAUAUGUGAAUUUCGAGGCAUGAACGAUCACGGCUAUCCGAUCACAUUUUUGGAUCGCCAGAUGGUCCUUCAGGUAUUGUACGAUGGAAUCAAGGACAAGACGAAGGUCCUCACUAAGAAACAAGUCCAAAAAGUCGAGCUUACUGAGGAUGGAGUGAUGGUGAAAACCUCGGACAACUCGACCUAUCAUGGUGAUAUCCUGGUGGGGGCAGAUGGCAUUCAUUCCACUGUAAGAGGAGAAAUGUGGAGGAUAGCAAGUGAAACACGCCCCGGGUGGAUUCCAUCCGAUGAACAUUCUUGCGUCCCUUGCGAUUAUGGAUGCAUCUUCGGAAUUUCAAACCCUUGCGAGGGUAUUGAACCAGGAGCUUCAAACUCGGUAUUUAGAAAGCACGAAUUCUAUAUAGUUAAUGGAGGCCCUGAGGGUCGUGUGUAUUGGUUCUAUUUCUACAAGCUGGUCCAGCGAGCCUACGGCGACGAUAUUCCGGUUUAUACAAAGGAAGAUGAGAAAAAUCUACUGGCCAUGCGAGCAAAUGACAACAUUACUCCGACGUUGAAAUUCAAAACGCUCGUGGAACGGAAGAUCUCGUUGGCUUUGGUGCCACUGCAAGAAUAUGUCUUCAGACAGUGGUACUUCAAGCGUAUCAUCACCAUUGGCGAUGCCGCUCAUAAGUUCCAUCCAAUCGCAGGUCAUGGCGGAAAUGCUGCUAUUGAGUCAGCGGCUGCUCUUGUUAACGCCAUUCGCGACGUAGCCAACAAGUCGCGAGGUGAAAAGCCAACGUUGGAACAGAUCGAGCGCGCGUUUGCCACGACUCGGGCAAUCCGACAAGCAAGAGCCGUCACUCUUACAUGCUAUUCGCACGAACAGCAGCGAACAGAGCUACUCGACACGCAGCUUCAUGAAUUCGCGGCGUUCUACUUGUUGCCAAUGACGGACACUGAAGACGUUACCUUCAAUUUUUCCCGCAACAUGCCGCUUGCUGAAAAGCUGAACACCCCCAAGUUGACACCAGUUCCAAGGCUCGUGCCUUACAAGGACGAACUUCUGAGUGCCCCAGUCCCUCGAGGCAUUAAGAAGUGGUACUUCAUCGGAUUCUAUCUAACAAUUGCCGCACUAGUUCACUAUGGUAUGUGGAUUUGGUCUGUUCAUUAUGGCCUCGGCGCCCACAUUGAAGCCAUUUUGAAAACUGGAAAAUUCUCGUACGACCCGAGUUUUCCCCUCAAGCACAAUUAUAUCGGCAUCGCGCCCAUCGACAACUAUCUUGUAUUCCUAGCAGCAGCGUACAUGCCAGGCUUGAAUAACUGGGACCCGAAUUUCAGCACUUUGCAGAUGUACUUUCUCGGAAUGCUCGUUCAGUCGAUCACAGUGUGGUCUGUCGAGGCAUAUCGGAAGCGCAAUGCGCUGACACUAGUAGCCUUGUAA
Messenger RNA from Rhinocladiella mackenziei CBS 650.93, 1680 nucleotides. RefSeq lists its product as uncharacterized. Lineage: Eukaryota; Fungi; Ascomycota; Eurotiomycetes; Chaetothyriales; Herpotrichiellaceae. The coding region runs from base 1 to 1680 and encodes 559 amino acids. The record is from RefSeq and is a predicted model, not a curated record. The transcript has 4 exons. Gene Ontology annotation, molecular function: FAD binding.